Molecule: messenger RNA, 547 nt
Organism: Dama dama (fallow deer)
Lineage: Eukaryota; Metazoa; Chordata; Mammalia; Artiodactyla; Cervidae
Gene: NUPR2
Product: nuclear protein 2, transcriptional regulator
Exons: 2
Coding region: 29-325 (98 amino acids)
Biological process (GO): negative regulation of cell cycle; regulation of transcription by RNA polymerase II; negative regulation of cell population proliferation
Cellular component (GO): nucleus
Source: RefSeq, a predicted model, not a curated record
CGCCCGCCCGAGCGGGCGACCCGGCGCGAUGGACCCGGCCGUUCCCACUGUCCAGCCUCGAGCCCAGCCACCGCCACCCGGCGUGUGGCCGCCGGUGGGCUCCGAGGAGGAGUUCUAUGACUGCCCGGAUUACUACUACCUGCGCGACUUCCCAGCCUGCGGGGCCGGUCGCAUUAAGGGCCGGACGCGGCGCGAGCGAGAACGGCGUACCAACUGGCUGGUGCCCGGCGGCCACGAGCGCAAGAUCGCGCAGAAGCUCCUGAACAGCCAGCGCAAGCGUCGCCAGCGCCAGCUGCAGCCCCGGCCGCGCACCCGUCUCACCUGAGCGCCGGAUAUCCAUACCCGAAGGACCUAAGUAUUUUCUCUGACUCCACCUGUAAUUGUGGUCCUAAGGGGAACAGUCCAUGUUGGUCAGCAGAACUUCUUUUCAACAUCGCUUAAGUUUACUGCUUCAGUGUCUUCCUUACUGAUUGUUAAGUAACAUUCAAGUGGGUAUGCCUGCUUAGGGUUUAGGGUUUUUCAUUAAAAGAGAGCAGCAAGAAUGGCA